AUGGCAAAAGACUCACAAGUUAUAUGGGAAAAUGUAGGACCUUCAUGCAGCACGUGGCAUCAGCCGGCAACCAUGUACCUGCCAUCAACGUCGUACACAGGACCUUCAACUACAAUCAACAACGGCGCGGGGACAUCUACUGCGGGAAGCUCUGAGCGCACGGAAGAAGCAUUCCACCAGCCAGCCAACAAUCAUGCCACAAACAAUGCAGAAUCAGUGUCGGAAAUGGUAAUCGUUCCAGCAAUGCCGACAAGCACACCUUUGCACACCAGCACAAGCAACACUCAAGCAGAUGAAACAGCCGCCGAUACUGAAGUGAAUGAUGAAACCGAUGAUGAAGCACAAGGGGAUGAAGAUGGUGGGCAAUCAGAAAUCAUGGUACCUCAGCCACCGUAUGUUGGGCAGAGAUUUGAUUCAUUCGAAGAUUCCAAGGAAUUCUACCAGAGAUAUGCAAUGUUCCAUGGGUUUGCGGUCAACACCGAAUACCAUAGGAAAAUUAAAAAAACUAACGAGUACAGCAGAGGUGAGAUGAGGUGCUACAAGGCCCGAAGGAACAAGAAGGGUAAAGGUGUUGCGCCUGUCGUUCCGGAACAAAAGAGAGGUAUCAUUGUCAAGACGGAAUGCCCUGUCCGGUGUAAGCUAAACACAGAUGGAGCACGGUGGGUGGUCACUGAAUAUUUUGACGAGCACAACCACGAACUCAUAAAGAAGUUUGACCUGAUACUGUCCCUCAUCCACAGCGGAGAUAGUAGACUGAGUAGCAUGCCCUACAUACCAGCAGACGUCACAAACCUAAAAGCAAAGUACCGUAGAGAGAGCAGGUUGGCUGACAUAGAAGACACGAUAGCCUACUUCGAUGAGAAAGCGAAAGCAGAUCCAGAUUUCUUCUACAGGAUAAGAUUGGACGAUGAGGACCAUGUCAGGAACAUGUAUUGGGUGGAUGGUGCUGCAAGAAGAGCCUACAAACAUUUUCGAGAUUGCAUUUCGUUCGACGCGACAUAUCUCACUAAUAUGUACAAGAUGCCAUGCGCUCCAUUCAUAGGAAUAAAUAACCACAAUCAGUCAUUGCAGUUCGGAUGCGGGCUUGUUCGGAACGAAGGCACGGAUGGGUACACUUGGCUGUUCAAAACCUUCUUGGAGUGCAUGGGUGGACUUGCUCCGAUGAACAUAAUAACAGACCAAGAUUUUUGCACGCGUGCAAGCAUAGAGGAGGUCUUUCUGUUGGCAGUGCACAGGCACUACAGGUGGCACAUUAUAAAGAAGGCUGAGGAGACGCUAGGACCGUUCUUUGCUGACCGUCCAGAGCUGCACAAGGCAUUCGAGCUGUGCGUGGACCAUAGCUUAACGGUGGAGGAGUUUGAACGGAGCUGGAUGGCUAUGAUUGAAACAUAUCAAGUCCAAGACAACGAGACGCUUGCUAGCCUGUGGGAGAAGCGAAUGUACUGGGUGCCGGCCUACUUCAUGCAGUGCUUCUUCCCAUUUCUGCAGACUACGCAGCGCAGCGAGGGGUUCAAUGCUGUUCUGAAGCGGUACGUGAGCCCUGGCAACUCAUUGCUGCAGUUUGCUAAGCAAUACACGGCUUUGCAACAAAAAAUACUGGGAUCUGAGCUACAGCAAGAAGCAAACACCGCGCUCAAGCAGCCUAAAUUGCUAACAUAUUUACCAAUGGAGAGGCAGAUGAGCAAGACAUAUACCAACAAGAUUUUUAACAAGUAA
Messenger RNA from Aegilops tauschii subsp. strangulata, 1716 nucleotides. RefSeq names its product protein FAR1-RELATED SEQUENCE 5-like. NCBI's taxonomy places the organism in Eukaryota, Viridiplantae, Streptophyta, Magnoliopsida, Poales, Poaceae. Gene Ontology annotation, biological process: regulation of DNA-templated transcription. The record is from RefSeq and is a predicted model, not a curated record.